AUGCACAACAACAAAAAUCACCAUUACCGGCGGAGGAGCCCGCCGGUAAUACAUGGUAUAUCCGCCGGUAUUUGUUAUUACCGGCGGAAAUCCGCCGGUAAAGUCCCGCCAUUAAUAAACGGUCGGUAUUAUCACCAUUACCGACCGUUUGACACUACCCGCCGGUAUUGCACUAUUACCGGCGGAUUAAUAGAGGCGGGCGUCCGCCGGUGUUGUGCAACGCUGACACCGUUUGACCGGAUUAUUACCGGCGGGUUCAUCAUGAGAACUCAUAUUUUUCCUUUCCUCAAUAUUUUACUUCCUCUUUCCUUCUCUUUCAUCCUCUCAACUUUCCAUCUCUCCCUAGUAGCUUCUUCUUCUUCAAAUCUCAUCCAAGGCACCUGCAAAAAGUGUUCCGACACCGACCCAAAUCUCAGUUACAACUUUUGCACAGUCUCCUUCGAGUCUUCUCCCGACGGUCGCCGGUGCGCCGAUCUCCGAGACUUGGGUCUCGUCUCGAUAAGAUUGACCAAAAACAACGUGACUUCUACUAGGCAUUUCAUAAAACACCUUCUCCACAAUGACAAUAAUAAGAAGAAAUUGGACCCUUAUGUGAAGGCUUGCUUGAGAGACUGUAUGGAGCUGUUUAAUGAUGCGGUGUUGACAAUCAAAGUGGCUGUGAAGGAUUACAAGGCGAAGCGAUACGAUGACGCGAAUAUAGGUUUGAGUUCGGUGAUUGACGCUUCAUCGACGUGUGAGGAUGGGUUUAAGGAGACCGAUGAAACCAAAAAGCACGUUGUUUCGCCUUUGUCGAAGAGAAUGUAUUACCGGCGGGUCUCCGCCGGUAAUACAUACAUCACCGGCGGGGUCCGCCGGUAUUACUCCGCCGGUAAUACAGCAUCGGCGGAGGUCCGCCGGUAUUACUCCGCCGGUAAUACAGCAUCGGCGGACGUCCGCCGGUAUUACUCCGCCGGUUAUACAGCAUCGGCGGAGGUCCGCCGGUAUUUCACCGCCGGUCUUAAACUAUUACCGGCGGGUUCCGCCGGUAUUACCAUAACCCGCUACCCCGGCCCGCCGCUAUAUCCCUUAUCCCGCCGGUAA
This is a messenger RNA of Humulus lupulus (European hop), 1080 nucleotides long. RefSeq lists its product as uncharacterized. The record is from RefSeq and is a predicted model, not a curated record. Gene Ontology annotation, molecular function: enzyme inhibitor activity. Lineage: Eukaryota; Viridiplantae; Streptophyta; Magnoliopsida; Rosales; Cannabaceae. The transcript is spliced from 2 exons. Bases 1 to 1080 code for a protein of 359 amino acids.